AUGCCAGCCCUAGCCCCGGCCCUGGCAGCGGGGGCGGCCCGGUGUCUGCUGGCUCUGGCCGCGGCUCUCUGCUGCCCGCCGUGCGCCCCGGCGGCCGCGACGCUGAACACUGUGCUGGUAAACUCCAAUGCCAUCAAGAACGGGCACUCGGGGCCCGGCGGCGGCGGUGGCGGCGGCGGAGGCGGUGGCGGCGGCAGCAGCGCGGGGCUGGUCCCUUUCUGGGCAGUCAGCGUGGCACCAGGGGACAGCGUCCUGUUCGAGCGCCCCAAUGGGUACAUGCACGUGGACAACAAACACCAGCAACAUUUUAUGUGUGUGGAUGACAAGAAUUGCGGUCUGGAGGAAUACUGCGACAUCGGUCCCCGGGGCAGCAGUAGCCCAGGCGGCGGCGGCGGCAGCAUCGGCGUGCAAAUCUGCCUGCCCUGCCGGAAGCGCCGCAGGCGCUGCCAGCGUACAAUCAUGUGCUGUCCGGGAAACUACUGCAGCAACGGGAUAUGUGUGCCAUUGGAUCAGAACCACUUACAUGCAUUAGAAAUGGAUGAGAUGACCACAGAACCAGUGAAUAAUGAUCACAGCCUUUUAGAAGGCCAGCCGAGGAGGACCACUCCAUCUGCUAAGACCAGAGGCCAGGAAGGCGCCGUUUGCCUCCGCUCCUCUGACUGUGCGGAUGGCCUCUGCUGCGCUCGGCACUUCUGGUCCAAGAUCUGCAAGCCGGUCCUCAAGGAAGGCCAAGUGUGCACCAAGCACAGGAGGAAAGGCUCUCACGGAUUGGAGAUUUUCCAGCGCUGUUUCUGUGCCGAAGGCCUGUCCUGCAGAGUACAGAAAGAUCACUUAACCAAUAACGCAUCCCGGCUUCACACCUGCCAGAAACACUGAACUGCCCUCGUCUCGGGAGGCUGGCCGAAGAACUCCUGUAUUUGACUUCGACUACGGAAACUUUCUUCUCCCGUCAGCUGAACCUGCAGAAGGGACGCAUUCAGUGUUUACAGUUGCACUCUCCAAAUUCUCCUUCCGGAAGGCUGAGUGCAAAAAACGGCUUUGUUUCUGUAGGGA
Molecule: messenger RNA, 1053 nt
Organism: Dromiciops gliroides (monito del monte)
Lineage: Eukaryota; Metazoa; Chordata; Mammalia; Microbiotheria; Microbiotheriidae
Gene: DKK1
Product: dickkopf WNT signaling pathway inhibitor 1
Exons: 4
Coding region: 1-876 (291 amino acids)
Biological process (GO): negative regulation of canonical Wnt signaling pathway; multicellular organism development
Cellular component (GO): extracellular region
Molecular function (GO): co-receptor binding; receptor antagonist activity
Source: RefSeq, a predicted model, not a curated record